Porites evermanni is the source of this 7395-nucleotide messenger RNA. The record is from the annotation of a GenBank genome assembly. Lineage: Eukaryota; Metazoa; Cnidaria; Anthozoa; Scleractinia; Poritidae.
AGAGACGCACAUUCUAUAAUAUUCAUCGUCCAAUUGAGGCGUCCUUUUAGCAGUAGUGGAAAGUUGUACUGCCGCUUAUAACAUGAAGAUCCUGUUCGGUCUCGCCUUUCUUCUUUGCAUUUCAGUCGGUAAGUUAAUUUAUUUCAGUUGUAUCUGUUUCUUCCUGGCUAGAAAAGGAUAAUGUUUUUCUGUGUGCCUUCUUUAUCUUCUUUCUCUGAAUAAAUGGGUGUGGCGAGCCAUCUUGCUUACAGUUUCCGAACCAAUUGAACAAACAUCAUCGUUUUUUCCCCUCGCCUAAUGAUUUGGCUCGAAACUUAAUAUUAAAUCAUACCCUAGUAUGCUGCUAUUUUAUUAGUCUGGAAAUAGGCCUGGUUACACUUUCAGUUUUCUACAUUUAGGCACGAAAAAUAUAACCGAUAUGUUAGGAAUGAUUUAGCACGGAAAUCAUACUGAUCUUACAAAACGGCAACAUCCUCUUUAACGUUCUUUCCUCCUGUAAUUUUCUACACCAAAAGGUAUGUUCUCUACUAGGCCUAUCUUGGUGCCCAAUUAACUGUCGACGAACCUUUCUUCGAAUGCAAUCGGGGACAGGCGCCAUCGUCGAUGAGUAUUGCGAGAAGGGAUCGACGAAUUAGAAAACUCCAAUUCUGCAAAAUUCUUCUCGAUAACAAGAAACGCAGGACAAAUGUCCAAAAAUUAGCGCUCAAAGAAAAACAAUACAUGCAAUGUACAACAAUGCAGCUUUGCUGACAGCAGAAUUAUGGCAAGGUUAAGAAAUAUGCUGGGAGAUAUAAAAAGUGCUAUUUUAACUGCACGCCUAAUUCGCAGGAAACGUUUCUACAGUUGGAUGAUGAACCAAUAUGUUAUUCACUAAUAUUUCAAUCCUGACAUAUACAUCUACUCCCCGUUCUUAUAAAGACUCGCGAUCACGAUAGGCUGCAUCAAAGAUAUUCAUUCAUUAAAAAUCUUAAUCACGUAUAAUGUCUGGGUAGCCAGCAGUCCUUAAAAAAUCUUCUAGUUUUGAACAAAUACUUAACAACGAACCCCUUCACCUUGGUAAUGCAAGGUAGUUACUACUUUAAAAAAUUUACUCCAUGAAGCAAAAGUAGUUCGAUUGAUGACGCAAAACAUUUUACAUUAAAAUUUAUAUUUUGUUGGAUUUGGAUCUUGGCAUAAAAGUAUUCUUCGACCUGUGGGAGGAACUGAGGAAAAGAAUUGAAGCAGAGAGUCAUGCAAUUUUGGUGGCUAGGUGAAUGUGUGAACGACACGCAAGGAAUUCCAUGUGCAUUGCUAGGUGACGUAGAACAUCGCGUAUCUCCAAUAAUAAGUUACUUCAGAAGGAUCGUGGGUGGCAUCCUUUGUUGUUCUAAUACGCGCAUUAAGAGACUCACAUUUACAAUAUUCAGCCCCCACAGCAAAUGAAAUUUUAGCAGCAGAGGAAAACUGUAGUGCCUUUUACGAAAUAAAGAGCCUAUUCGGGUCUUGCCUUUCUUCUUUGCAUUUCAGAUGGUAAGUUAAUGUAGUCCAGUUGUAUCUGUUUCCUCCAGUUUAGGUAAAGACAACGUUUCCUUUGUUUGCGUCCUGUAUCUUCUAUUUCUGAAUAACUGGGUGUUGCGCGGCAUCUUGCUUGCAUUUUCCGCUAAAGAUUGUUAAAAAAAUCAUUGCUUUUUUCCUCUCGCUUAAAGAAUUGGUUCGGAAACUUUAGUUGAAUCAUAGGUUAUUGAACUGGUAUUUUAUUAAACUGGAAAUAGGUCUGGCAAGCUUUCAUUUUUUUGCAUUUAGGCGAGAACAAUUUAACGGGUGUGUUAAAAAUAAUUUAGCUUGGUAAUAAAAUACGGGACUUACGAAACGUCUACAGCCCUCUUGGACUGGCUUCUUGUCUUCAUGUUAUUUUCUACACUAAAACGUAUUCACUUUUAGGCGUAACUUUGAGUUAAUUGUUCACGAACAUACCCUUCAAUUCUGAUCAGUUACAGGUGCGUUCGAAUAUUAUGAGAAGGGAUGAACGCGCCAUGAAUUAUAAAAACCAAUUCUGUAAGACUUUUUUUUUAUUGAAAAAAAAAACUUAAACUUCGAAAUAUAAAGCGGUCAGAAAUAUUGACAACACGCAACAAUGCAAAAUUCAUACUUUACUAAAAGCAGGGUGAAGAAUGUUGGUGAAAUAACUGCAAAAUUCAUAUUUGAGCUCCACGCCUAAAUCGUAUAAGUCUUUCCGAGAUUGCUUAUGUGAGCUAAUAUGACAUUCACCUGCUUUGCUUUCUUAUGAAGGCCACCUCGUUCUGAAUAGCUAGCACCCAAGCACACACACGGCACGUAUUGUUUCGCCAGCAGUCCUAAAAUGCCGUCGAUCAACUCUUAAAUAAGUAUUUAAGCACAAACCACGAAGCCUCUGUUUUGCAGUGUAAGGUAGUUAUUCCUUGAGGCAGAAGAUCUCUAGGAAAAUUUACAGUACAAAAGAAACCAUUUUACUUUGCAUUGUUACCGUAAGCCAGAUCAGUUCAGGCCUCGCCAUUUAUCAGUUGAUUUCACAGCUCGUUUACACAAUAUAAUUCCCAAGUAUGAUAGGAAAUCGUUUCCAUAUUUUAUCCGAAAUCGUUUAGGAUUUGUGUAGCUUGUUGUUACUUAAUAUUCCAUGUCAAAACCAAAGGCCACAGUGGCUAAAAUUUUUGUCCCUUUGAACGAAGUGUUUGUACCAGGAUACCAGGGUAUUCUGUAAAUAAGGCGUUUUGUAUGGCCUUUGAAACUGUCUCUCAUUGUGGGUUUCUCUGCUCUCGUUUUCUUACGCUAUCUCUAAAAUAUAGAACAGUAUUCCUCUAAGUAUUCGUUUAUAAUCUAAUGAGAUAAAUUCAACGAGGCAAUUCAUCAACAACUUUUAGAUAUAUUUUGUUGAUAGAGGGUGACUAUGAUGACACACCAAGUACAAUUUCAAGCUUUAACCAAAAUGAAUUAAGAAACUUACUAAUCAUGAUAUGAUUAAGUAUUAUAUUUGAAAGUUUACACCAGUCUCUAAUUAUAAAAACCUGUAAAGAAUUUUUAUUUGAGUCUGACACACCUCGGUUAGUUUCAUCAUUGCUUUUUUCUGGUCAGCACUUGGUGUAAUAUUAUUUGCAGAAAGAAGUAAAUGCUGUUGUUGUUGCUGUGGCUGUUAGUAUGUUUUUACGAGACUAUUAUGGCACUCUCUUUUCCUGUAGUAUUUUUCAUACAAGUUCAUAAUGAUUUUCGUUAUUUGUACACCUACACUCAUUUUUACAUUAAACGUCCGGUCAGAAAAAAGAUGACUGGAACUGGGCACUCAAAGGCCCAUCCUUAAUGAAAUAUGGUCCGUGUACAUAUAUUCCGCGUUCUUAUAACGCCACCGCACGUGUUCCGGGAUAGCCAGCACUUCAGACAACCGAUCCCAGUUACGCAUAUAUAUUUCUCAUUGCUAGCCAGCUCCUUAGACACCCUCUAUUCUUUCAUAAUAGAUAUUUGAACAUAAACUACGUAGCCACUGUUUUUCAUUGUGAAAAGAAUUCACUCAUAAAACAAAAUGAUGUUUGAUCGAUUACGCAAAAUAUUUCCCAGGGAAGAAGAAUCUGUCAAUAACGCGAACAAUGUGCAACCAAUUGCGCAUUCUUACGAACUUAAAUUAGAAAAAUUUUUCAGCCCUAUAAAAAGAUUAGUGGGCUGCCUAGCUGUCGCUUGCAAGUGAUUAUGAUGGGCAAGUGUCAAUCAAAUAUAGUGGCAGCUAAAUAAAGCGUUGCCUUUUUAUUGGUUAGUAUAGACUUAAAAUCGAUAUAUUGACAAUUACUUAAGUGGGGAAGUGGGCGAUAUCCUAUACUCCUCCGUUUAGUAAAACGCGCAUUCAGAGACGCACAUUCUUUAAUAUUCAUCGUCCACUUGAGGUGUUCUUUUAGCCAGCAGUGGAAAGUUGUACUGCUUCUUAUAACAUGAAGAUCCUGUUCGGUCUUGCCUUUCUUCUUUGCAUUUCAUUUCAAUUUGUAUGUUUCUUCCUGUUUAGGUAAGGAUAAGGAUAAUGUUUCGUGUCAGUGUGCGUUCUUUAUCUUAUUUCUCUGAAUAAAUGUGGCGCACCAUCUUGCUAGUUUCCGAACCAAUCGAACAAACAUCAUCAUUAUUCCCUCUGGCCUAAUGAUUUGGUUCGGAACCUAAUGUUAAAUCAUAGUGUAAUAAGUUGGUAUUUUAUUAGUCUUGAAAUAAGUCCGGUUAGCCUUCAUUCUUUUGCAUUUAGGGGCAAAAAAUUUAACGGGUGUGUUAGGAAUGAUUUAGCUUGGUAAUAAUGACUCGGAAAUUUGGAAUCGUCGGCAUCCUCUUCGACCUUCUGUUCUUCCUGUUAUUUUCUAUACCAAAAGCUACUCUCUUUUUGCCGUAACUUUGUAUUAAGUGUUCACGAACAUAUCAAAUCGUGGACAGAUGCGUUGCUUUCGAUGAAUAUCACGAGAAUGGGUCAACGAACUGGAAACUCGCAUUCUUUUGUCGAUUAAAGGGCAACAAGCAACUGAUACCACAUUUAGAAGAGGGUUGCAAAAAAUGCUGGUGAAAUUAACGUGAAAUUUCAUAUUUUGCUGAACUCCACGCCUAAAUCGCUCAUCUUUUCGUAGUUUGAAUGAUGCGAACUAAUAUGACAUUUACUAAAUAUUUACUGAUAUAUUAAGGGGUUGGGCGUGACAUCUUGCUUACAUUUUCCGCGCAAAUCAGACAAACUUCAUGGUUAUUUCCCUCUCGCUCCAGGUAUGAUCAGUGGGAGAGAAACUUAACGGUAAAUUAUAGUCUAAUAAGCUAGAAUUCUAUUAGACUGGAAAUAGGUCUAGUUAGCUUUCCGUAUUUGCAUUUAGGAGCAAAUAAUUUAACGGGAUCUGUUAGUGAUAAUUUAGCACGGCAAUUCUACCGAACUUAGAAACGGUGGCAUCCUUUUCGGCCUUCUUCUCUCUUGUUCUUUUCUACACCAAAACGCACUCUCUAUUAAACAUAACAUUGUGUUGGAUGUUGACUGUUGACUUAUCGUUCCAUUACGAUCGUGGACAAGCUCGGUUCGACCAUGAAUAUUGCGAGCAAUUGACGGAUUACAUUGCUUAAAUUCUGGAAAAAAUUUUUUGUUUCGAUUUCAAAAAACGCAGGUCCUAAAUGUCCAAGUAAGAAACCCUAUGAAAUACGGGCAACGCGCAACAUUGCAGCUGUGUUGAUACAGGACUUAGGCCUAGGCCAAACGUCGAACUCUUCAUGAGAUGAUCCAAACUUAGUGAAUUGAGUUCAUGAAAAGUUCGACGUCUGCCUAAAAGUUCGACGUUUGGACUAGGCCUUGGAGCGAUUGCAAAAGGCCUCCAAAAAUACCAGUGAAAUGCAAAUUUUUAUAUUUAAACUCCACGUCUAGUAUAUCCUACAAACCUUUUCGUAGUAGGAUACCGUAAACUAAUAUGAUCCCUGGCUCCACUACUAUAUACAUAUAUUCCGCAUUCUUAUUAAGCCGCUAAGUCCUGGAUAGCCAGUAACCAAGACUGACAUCCGUCCCUAGUCACGCAUAUACACGUAAUAUUUUGUUGGAGCAGGGUAAUUGGCUCCUGAUUUUCUAAAAUACCCGUUCUAGUCUUGCUUGGUUUAGGUAAAAAGCGAAUUCAGAUUGGCACUUUCCAAAAUAUUCUUGUCCGUGUUUUCAUAACAGAUAAUAACGGUGGAGAAUUGUUUUGUAGCAUACAAGAUGAAUAUCCUGUUUGGCCUUGCUUUUUUCUUUGCUUUUCAAUCGAGAAGUUAUUUGAGUCCAGUUUUAUCUGUUUAUUUUAUUAUUAUUAUUUUUUUUAUGUAAGGAUAAUGCUUAAGGAAUAUCGCUCUGUUGUCUAAGAAGUCUUCUGUCUCUGAAUAAAGGAGUAGGGUGCUAGUCUAAUAUAAAGGUAGUAUUCCAUUAGCUCUUGAUCUGAAAUACCCGCUCUAGUCCUGAUUGCCAGGUAGUUAAGCUCAGGUAGAGUCGCAGAUAAUGACCUGUGGAUUUAGGUAAAACGCCCAUUCAGAGACCGCACUGUGGAGAAUUGUAUCGUAGCUUAGAAAUUGAAUAUCCUGUUUGGUCUUACUUUUUCCCUUUGCUUUUCAAUGGAGAAGUUAUUUAAAUCUUGUUAUAUCUGUUUCUUUUGAUUAAUUUCCUUCUAUGUAAGAGUAAUCCUAAAGAAAUUUCGCUCUGUUAGCUAGGGUCUUCUUUCUCGGAAUAAAGGAGUGGGGAGCUCCAUAUUGUUUACAUUUUCUUUCCCACGAAUCAAACUAGCGCUGUCUUAGGUACGUACUUCGCAAUUCUCCAUGAAACGGGUUGAAGCUAUCGGGAGAUAACCGUAAAUAAUCUGUUAUUUAAAAUGCCUUUUUUGGCACUGUAUUGGGCAAAGACGACAGUUGAAAAUUCUUUUGAAAUUUACCUGUUUAAGGUUUUAGCAACCCUUUCAAGUCUGACCGGCGCGGGUAUUGACAUCGGAUGACAUCACUUCUAAAAUUAAAGGUCGGAAGCAAAGCUACCACACUUGCGCAUCUGACCCUGGCUAAAUUAUAAUUUUUUGUUGCAAACCCCCUUAAACUCUGGGCGUUUCUCUGCGAAACCGUCUCUUUCACCAGUUUUGUCAAACACUCGUCUAACCUAAAAACAGACGGGGACUUACAUUAACUUUUUUCUUGAAAAUUUAUCCAAACAAAAAAAAAACUGUUAGUGCAGAUCACUACGCUAUAGAUAUAAGCGGCGAGUUUGGUCUAAGUUUUCGCGAUUUAUAUAGUCUAGCAGGUUACCACAAAUCAACUGCAGUGCUUGAUAAGUUCUUUUCAAAUCUACUUUCGCAUUUUAAAAAGCUUCUUGCACAAAAUUACACCGCUUGACCGUCAUAAACAUUUGCAUUGUCACUGGUGGGAAAAUUCUGAUGGGAAAAUUCUGUGUCAGCCCUCUUUAGGAACAGGCUCAUAGUAUUUUUGUUUUUUCUUCUAGGUUAUGCCCUGAAAUGCAACCAAUGUCUCUUUACUAAGAGCUGGGAUGACUGCAAAAACAACACAGAAGAGGUAUCCUGUUCGGACAGUGACGACCGUUGUGUCAAAUUUCAUAUCAAAGCUGAGACCUCAGGCGUGACAGAUGAAGUCUUUGCCAAAGGAUGUACCACUUCAUCUAAAUGCAGAGAGAAGAAUUGCAAAAAGUUCGCCCCCUCAGCGAAAAUCACCAAAUGCGAAGUCAACUGUUGUAAAGGUGACCUGUGCAAUGGAGCCCAAGUACCAAUGGUCAGCGCUAUCAUGCUGUUGGCGUGCGCCAUCGUAGGUUUUGCUCGUUAAAGUUCGAGAUAAAGAGCCUGAAUGUAGCCCUUUGUCGAAAAAGAUGUAAGAUGCAUAUGUUUUAAAUGGGCAUGUUAUUUUUUUUUGCAAUGUAGCGUUUUUUUUUCUUAAGGC